AUGUCAGUCGUAAAAGCGAGAGAAAUCGAAAGCGAGGAAGAAAUUCAGCGAAUCUACAAUUGGAUGGACGAUAUCCAGCUGAGCAGGCCAAGAAAGAAUAUUUCCCGGGAUUUCGCAGAUGGUCUACUCUGUGCGGAAGUGCUUUGCCAGUAAGAACUUGUUCAAAUUUUGAAUUUGAAAUUUGCCAGUAAUAUCAAAUUCCAUCGGUCUUCGCAUGGGCAUGAUUUGAUGCUACCUUUCCUUCUCAUCAGUAUCUCGGUUAUUCUGAUCAGUUACUCGCUUAUUUCAGUUUUUCGAGUAGAGGAAUUCUUCAGGUACUUCCCGCGCCUUGUGGAUCUGCACAAUUACAGCGCUGCAAACAGCUAUGCGCAAAAAAUGUACAACUGGAAUACCAUGAACAAGAAAGUGCUGAAAAAGCUAGGGUUCCAGUUGCAUCCUAGCGACAUCGAGGACGUCAUCAAAGCCGUACCAGGCGCUGUUGAAAAGGUACUCUUUACUUCUUCCAUAUACAAAUGAGGUGGCACCAGGUGUUUCUGCUAUAAUUGUAGUUGCCUUCAUUCUGAACUAGUUGUAGUAGAAGAUGUUGACUUCAAAUGCAAUCUCAUCUGAGAAUGCUUCAGUUCACUUCUUCAAUGAAUUGAAAUCCUGACUUCCAGUCCAGGUCUUGGUGCUAAUGCAGCAUUACAUGGCGAGGUAUAAGCGGCAGCAGGAGCAAGGCGAGAGUGUUGCGGGCACACCUGCAGCGAGUGCGAGAGGGAGUGCCAGCGCCUCCUCUGCUCCGCGUGGCGGCUCACAGCAGGGUGGGGCCACUGCUGCCGCCUCCUCGCGUGUGUCAGCAAAUGGACAGCAAUUAAGGACCCUUACCAUAAUUCAUCUUGAGAAGCAUCUUUGACGGCGGGUAGUCAAGGAGAAAAUGGCCAAAUAAGAUGCACUUCGAGGUGAUGAAUAUCGGUUAGGUCUAAAGCAACAGAGCGCCAGUAUGAGCGGCAAUGUCGUCGGCGGAUCCAGCUCUGGUGGAGGCGCUGCCAGUGCUUCUACAGGAUCUAACGGAACACGAGUAUCAGCAGGAGGCGGACAGCAGAACAUGGUUAGCAGAGAAAUUCUUCAACGCGAACAAGAAGAGAGUAGUCUCACGAUACAGGAAUUGCGGGAGACCAUACUCCUCAUGAGCGAGAAAAUAAAGAAGUUGGAACAACUUGUGCGAAUAAAAGAUGCGAAAAUAGACGGACUGCAGACGAAGCUCGCCAGCAUAGGUGGAGGUGGGGGAGGAGUUGUUGCGCAACGACUAUAGGACUAGUUGUGGGCGAGUUCCUUGCCUACAGGAGGAGCUCGACGUUCUUGACGACCGCAUGUUAUUCAGUCAACACAUUUGAUUUCCAUCCUUAAUCAGGAGCACAAACAAGAAGAUGCCGAUGCAGCUUGAGAAAGUUACUAUCUUAUCCCGGAUUUCUCUUUCUUGUACAUCGAGAGACUUCGUUGAGAUCUAGUACUGCUACUGUACUACUUUCAUCUGCUUGUCUAUCGCUGCUGUUUCAACAACUAGAAGUAGGGGCCUCUACAUUAGAUUUCGGCGAUCAGCCAGACGGCAACAACAACAUCAAUCACCAAACAAUGUUUCGCUAUCGAAGCGAGACUAUUUCACCCAAGCCGCAACUAGCGAG
Amoebophrya sp. A25 is the source of this 1661-nucleotide messenger RNA. The record is from the annotation of a GenBank genome assembly. NCBI's taxonomy places the organism in Eukaryota, Dinophyceae, Syndiniales, Amoebophryaceae.